AUGCCCGUAGCUCAGGCCCUCGAGGGCUUUGUUCAGCGCAAGGUGAUCAAGCAGUCCGUAAUGACUACCGUCUAUGGUGUGACCCUCUACGGCGCAAUGGCACAGAUUCGUCGUCAACUCAAGGAAAUUCCAGAGUUUCCACGUGAACGUUGGCUGGGUCCGGCCUCCGCUUACCUCGCCCGACUCACCCUGGCCAGCAUCAGUGCAAUAUUUACUUCCUCCAGCGAGACGCAAGCCUGGUUUGGUCGCGUACGUUCCACCAGCACUUUCAUCUUAUUGUAG
Messenger RNA from Dibothriocephalus latus, 282 nucleotides. NCBI's taxonomy places the organism in Eukaryota, Metazoa, Platyhelminthes, Cestoda, Diphyllobothriidea, Diphyllobothriidae. The record is from the annotation of a GenBank genome assembly.